AUUCAUUGAUACAAUUUCUGCUAUAAAAAAAUAAAAACAAAAUGGAAUCUGAUUAUGAUGAAAAUCAUAGUGGUUGGACAGAUGAAAUGGCCAGAACAAAUGAAGAUUGCGGAGGAGAAGAUAGUUUUGAUAAUCCUCAAGAAAUCUUAAAUGAAUGUUUAGAUAAGUUUAAGACACCUGAUUAUAUCAUGGAACCUGGUAUAUUUAUGCAACUUAAGAGAUAUUUUCAAGCUGGUGGCAAUCCUGAGCAAGUAAUAGAAUUAUUAUCAAAAAAUUACACUGCAUGUGCUCAAAUGGCAAAUCUUCUUGCCGAAUGGCUCAUUCUUGCUGGAGUGAAAGUUUCAGAUGUUCAAGCUAUGGUGGAAAAUAAUUUGAAAGAUAUGAUAUUGAAAACUUUUGAUCCCAAAAAAGCAGAUAAAAUUUUUACAGAAGAGGGUGAAACCCCUGCGUGGUUGACAGAAAUGAUACAACAUCCCACUUGGAGAUCUCUUAUUUAUAGGCUUGCUGAAGAAUACCCCGAUUGUUUAAUGCUAAAUUUUACUAUAAAGCUCAUAUCAGAUGCAGGAUUCCAAGGUGAAAUUACAAGCAUCUCAACAGCAGCACAACAAAUUGAAGUAUUUUCACGAGUUUUAAAAACUGCGAUCGCUGGAUUUUUACAACAUACAGAAGAUUGGCAGUCAAGUAUACAGGAAUGUGCGAAAAUGGUAUGUCACGGACAACACACGUACGUCUAUAGUCAAGUGUUGUUACAAAUCCUUGCUCAAGAAUCACGUGGUGGAUUCAUGAUGAAAAGGCUUUCCCAAGAAAUCACCAAAUGUGCUCAACAAAAUCAUCAUGAUGUUACCCCAAUAACAAUGGCACUAAAUGGAGCUUCGAGUAGCCCUAGCGCGUGUCAAGCAUUGGCAUCUAUGUUAUCACGGAAUACUUUAAAUCCUGCGGACAUUAGUGUAUUAUUUCGAAAUUAUUCCACAGCAGAUCCACCUCCAAUAGAAUUACUUCGUAAUCCACAAUUUUUAGAAUUGUUAGUUGACGCACUUUUUAAGCCGGGUGUAAAAAUUAAUCCUGAACAUAAGCCAAAGUAUAUAUACUUAUUGGCUUAUGCAGCUAGUGUUUGUGAUGUUUCAGCUAAAAAAGGACACCCACGUAAAUUAAAUAAAGAUGAAUUAAAAACAACUAUUCAAGCAAUUGAAAAAGUUCACAAUAUUUGUAAUAUUAAUAAAGGAUCUACUGAAUUGGUAGCUGAGUUACAUACUUUAUACCAAUGUAUAAGAUUUCCUGUCGUAAGUGUGGGUGUAAUUAGAUGGGUAGAAUGUACUGUAACAGAGCCAUCCUAUUUUAAAUUAUGCACAGAACAUUGUCCUGUGCAUCUUGCAUUGCUCGAUGAAGUUGUAGUCUGCCAUCCACUAUUACAUCCAAAAGUGUUACAACUACUUGUACAGUUAUUUGAAAGUAAACAAGAUGAAUUGGAGAUACUUGUGCAGUUGGAAAUGAAAAAAAUGUUAAUCGACAGAAUGGUCAAUUUACUAAGCAAAGGUUGCGUGGUACCUGUAGUAUGUUAUAUCAAACAAUGUUGGCAACGAGGAGAUACAGACGUAUCUUUAAUUAGAUACUUCGUUACAGAGGUUUUAGAAGCAAUAGCUCCGCCAUACACAGCCGAAUUUGUUCAGUUGUUUUUACCUAUGGUAGAAGACGAAGAAAUCACAGGUACAAUGCGCGGUGACAGCGAUAAUGACCUCGUUUCAGAAUUUAUUGUACACUGCAAAGCGCAUUGCCCUACCAUAAGGUGAUGCUUUGUCACUCAUCAAAGGUA
Molecule: messenger RNA, 1810 nt
Organism: Dufourea novaeangliae
Lineage: Eukaryota; Metazoa; Arthropoda; Insecta; Hymenoptera; Halictidae
Gene: TH1
Product: negative elongation factor D
Exons: 12
Coding region: 42-1787 (581 amino acids)
Biological process (GO): negative regulation of transcription elongation by RNA polymerase II
Cellular component (GO): nucleus; NELF complex
Molecular function (GO): RNA binding
Source: RefSeq, a predicted model, not a curated record